Messenger RNA from Elgaria multicarinata webbii, 461 nucleotides. RefSeq names its product interleukin-8-like. Gene Ontology annotation, cellular component: extracellular region. The record is from RefSeq and is a predicted model, not a curated record. Lineage: Eukaryota; Metazoa; Chordata; Lepidosauria; Squamata; Anguidae. The coding region runs from base 63 to 380 and encodes 105 amino acids. Gene Ontology annotation, biological process: defense response; immune response; chemotaxis. The transcript is spliced from 4 exons. Gene Ontology annotation, molecular function: chemokine activity.
UCAGGCAAACAAGCAUCCUGCCUUUCAGGACCACAGCCAAGAAAGACAUUCUCUGCCUCGCCAUGAACAACAUCAAGAUUCUUGCUGCAAUUCUGGCUCUUUUCGUCGCCUCUGCGACUCUUACAGAAGGCAUCUCGCUGGCCCGGAUAGGGAGUGAACUCCGAUGCCACUGCAGGGGCACUGAAUCCAGACGUAUCCCAACCCGAAACAUCAAGGAAGUCAAGUUGACCGAAAGUGGGCCGCACUGCAAGAAUGUUGAAGUCAUUGCAACUCUUCACAACGGCAAACAAAUAUGCUUGGAACCCUCAGCAAAAUGGGUGAAGGUGAUCAUCAAUGCCAUGUUGAAUAGGCCUGAAGCCAAUACUGGAUCACAGCUAUAAGGAAAACUUCGGAAUCUCUACCAUUUUGCUUUGCUGAAUGAAACUGAGCCAUUUCAAUCAAGCCUACUUCUUAAAAGAAGA